GCGGAAUGCGAAGGUCCAUUGUUCAAGACUUGGGAGUAGACAAAAGUGGAUGUGGUUAUUGUAGCAACCAAAAAGUACUUUCGAACGUUCAAGAAGAGCAUAAUACAGUCUCCGGAGAGCACAGAAUUUCAAAAAGACGUCGACCCAAAACUAGAGUUGCACACGGAAUUUGGGCUCAUCAGCUCACAGUGGAAGAUUACGAAGAACUUAUGACUCGAGGUUGGCGUCGUUCAGGAAAGUAUAUAUACAGACCCGACAAUGCAGAGUCUUGUUGUCAGCAAUUUGUUAUUCGCCUUGAGGCUGACAAGUUUACACCUAACAAGUCCCAGAGAAGAGUCUUAAAGAAGAUGGACAAAGUUUCUUCUUCGCUUUCUUGUUUUACUUCAAGAGAGUAUAGUAACAAACUAUCUUGCUCAGUUUCUUUUUCUGACCAACUCUCAAAACAAACCGUUUCAGACGACCCUUUACUGAAGCAGAUUCGACACAAAUUAUGUCAGCUUGUGACAGAUAUGAUCUGUGAAGAAGCUGUCAACUGGGGUUGGAAAGUAUGGUACAAUACGAAAAAUAGUGAAAGACUUGGAAAAUGCUGUUAUUCCUCUAAUCUAAUUUUAGUCCUUGCAAAACAUCAAAACAAUGAGAAUGAUUCAGAGUCUGAAAACCCCGAGACUGCAACUCUUGUGAAUAUGAAACAUAAGCGUCAAGUCAAGUUUACUCAAUGGAGAAAUCAUUAUUCAUCGAAAUUGAAAGAGGCAGGAAAAGAUGCGUUUGCUCAAGUUGGUAUUGAUUGCUCCGUCACACCCAAUGGUUUUAUAGACUUUUGGAGAGAGGACGAUGCUUUAUAUCAACGACACAACUGUUUUGGUAUGAGACCAAGUGAUAGAGAUGGAAUAAAUACCGGAAUGGACAAGGUCUUCUCACACAAGAUCACUGAACAUUCUUUAACCAAAAAGCGUUUAAGAAUAGUUAUGGAGUUACCAAAGCUAGAAGAUGAGAGCUUUUUGUUGUUUCAGCGUUAUCAACAAGCUAUACAUCACGAAAGUCCUGAAGAAAGUAACAAAGAAUCGUUUUCAAGGUUUUUAGUUGAAAGCCCUUUGAUUUUUGUGGAACCGAACAAUGAUAGCACUACUCCAUCUUGUGGUUUUGGAACUUUUCAUAUGAAAUAUUAUUUAGAUGAGAGACUACUUGCAAUAGGCGUUGUUGAUGUUUUACCGCAUUAUCUUUCUUCUGUCUACUUUUUCUAUGAUCCUUCAUAUUCCAGUCUCUCAUUAGGAGUUUAUUCUGCUUUGCACGAGAUUGAAUGGGUUCGAACGCAGUGUUUGCAAGGAUAUUCAUCUAUGCAAUAUUAUUGUAUGGGAUUUUAUAUUCACAAUUGUCCAAAAAUGCGAUACAAAGGUGAUUAUUUUCCUUCUCAACUUCGUUGUGAGGUUACAGGUCAAUGGAUACAACUGGAAGUAGCACAAAAGGUUUUGGAUAAACAAAAUGGAAGAGCAUUGCGUUUGGCUCCAGAAGAGUUUCCUAUAGACGAAAAGUAUCUUGUUGCUCCGUGUGAAAGAGUUUUUGCAUUGCUUUCAUCAUAUGAUAAGGAACUGUAUCUUCGUUUAUGGGAAGCAGCAUCGAAGAAUGUCCCUUUAUUGUUCAGUGGCAAGUUGUUUGUGUUUGAUAGUUUGAAACGAAACUUAAACGACAAAAUGAGUGUACAUAUCCAAAGUGUAUUACUGUCAUACAUUGCCAAGGUUGGACCACAUUUGAGUGUACAGAUGAUUUAUUUGCUUUGAUUUUUCUGAGCCUCAGAAUCGCGUCA
Molecule: messenger RNA, 1801 nt
Organism: Galdieria sulphuraria
Lineage: Eukaryota; Rhodophyta; Bangiophyceae; Galdieriales; Galdieriaceae
Product: arginine-tRNA-protein transferase
Exons: 1
Coding region: 6-1775 (589 amino acids)
Biological process (GO): protein arginylation
Cellular component (GO): cytoplasm
Molecular function (GO): arginyl-tRNA--protein transferase activity
Source: RefSeq, a predicted model, not a curated record